AUGGCGGUUAUGGUGGACUGCCAAAAGAACCCGGACGAUCCCGUCGUCUUGCAACUUCGACAUAUUUUCGACAAUGCAGAGACACCAGUCACAAAUACCUUCGUGGCUUUUCCAUUUCUGCGUAAUCUCGCAGAGUGGGUUUAUCCGCACACGAAGCACGCGGAAGACACAUUCGCCAUCAUCAACAACCUGAGGCACGUCGUCGAACUCCGCCGACGCGACACAAAGCACCGCCCGAUCGACAUGCUCCAACUCUUACUCGACGCCCAGGCCGGCAAAGGCUCCGAUACAGUCGACGCGGACAAGACAGAAUGUGACGGAGGGUUCGUGAUAAGUGACGAUAAGCUCCUCGCCAAUAGCUUCAUUCUGCUCAUUGCGGGAUUCGAGACCACUGCCACCUCACUGGGGUUCAUCAUGCACCUUCUUUCUCAACACCCCGACGAACAAGAGACUCUCCACGCCGAGCUCGUUGCCGCAUCUCCAAACGAGCGCCUGGACUAUGAAAGACUGAUGCGACUCCAGCGUCUGGACAUGGUGGUACAAGAAUGUCUGCGUCUGUACCCACCUGUCGUGCUGCUCCUCUCGAGGGCUUGCAGGGCCGACACGACGAUCUUGGGUCAGUUCUUUCCUAAGGGCGUCAAUAUAAUGGUCCCGGUGUGGCACAUUCAUCACGACGCCGAGCUAUGGCCCGACCCUUUCAAGUUUGAUCCUGAAAGACUGCAGAUGUCACUAUCAAAUACUUCGCCGCUGAAGUUAGCAGUGACAGGGCUGGCGAUAAUGUUGGCCACAAUCUGUGUUUGGAUUCUGGACAAAGGGAGAAAGCACACACUGUUCAGCAGACACGCAAUUCCAGGACCCAAACCCGAUCUCAUAUGGGGGAAAUGGAUGCAACUCAAAAAGGAUCGACUCGAGGUGAUGGAGCGUUGGAGUAGGACGUACGGAAAGGUCUUUGGCUUCUACAAGGCCGGGGUACAUUACCUGGUGCUCACGGAUCUGGACAUGACAAAGCAGUGUUUCAUCAAAGAAGCGACCACCUUCUAUGAUCGCCCAGAUUUCAUCGUUGACGUCGAGCCGUUUGCGAGCGACAACAUGUCUCUCCAAGGCGAUUAG
Molecule: messenger RNA, 1110 nt
Organism: Ixodes scapularis (black-legged tick)
Lineage: Eukaryota; Metazoa; Arthropoda; Arachnida; Ixodida; Ixodidae
Product: cytochrome P450 3A12-like
Exons: 4
Coding region: 1-1110 (369 amino acids)
Molecular function (GO): heme binding; monooxygenase activity; oxidoreductase activity, acting on paired donors, with incorporation or reduction of molecular oxygen
Source: RefSeq, a predicted model, not a curated record